Messenger RNA from Microbotryum saponariae, 2558 nucleotides. NCBI's taxonomy places the organism in Eukaryota, Fungi, Basidiomycota, Microbotryomycetes, Microbotryales, Microbotryaceae. The record is from the annotation of a GenBank genome assembly.
AUGUCAUCAUCGCUCGACUUGCUGAGCUCCAAGUCCCAGAUCGUCCCUUGCUAUGUCGACGGGAAGCUUUUCCACGGUUCGUCCCAGUAUGAGGUUUUGGACCCUCACGACAACUCCAAGGUCUUGCACCAAGUCUCGUCCAUCACGGUCGACGACGUGCCCAAGAUCCUCGAGACCUCGGCUCGCGCUUUCAAAACGUGGAAGAAGGUGAGCAGCAGAGAUGCAGCCCGCCGAAUGCCGACCGGAGAUGAUAUCCUCUUUGCAGAGGCCCGGGUGUCUGGUUACUAAUCAAGCGAGUCAUUAUCUGUACCGCUUUCUCAAACUCACAUCUCUCUACUUUAUUAGACUCCUGUGACUGAGCGGCGCAACAUCUUUUUAAAGGCAGCGGCUCUGUUAAAGGAACGUCAGGGUGACUAUGCCGCGGUUGAAGUCGCCGAGACGACCUCCGGUCCGGGAUGGGCCGGCUUCGAGGUCUUUAUGGGCAUCGACAGGUGGGUCCCAGAUAUUACGGCCGAAUGGUCAGGAGUUACGUUUUUUGAAACUUGUAUUGCAAUAUUUGUAGCAUCGAAGAAGCGGCCGCCAGUGCCACUCUUGCACUCCGAGGCGAAAUCGCGACGACCGAGGCCGGGAAGCGAGCCUGUAAGCUUCGGGUCGAUCCAGCUUCUCAGGAGGAUAUGAUGCUUCGAUCCGCUGACGAGAUUAUCUUCGGCUCAUUUUAGACAUCUCGAGGUGUCCAUACGGCGUGGUGUUCGCGAUGGCUCCUUGGAACGCCCCAUUCGUGCUGAGUCAGCGAGCAGCACUCAACCCGGUGAGUUUUCACGUCUGCAUUUUUGUGACGAGCAGACAUUGCAUCACUUCCCUCGGCAUCAAAUUCUUACUGACCGCUUUCGUUUCAUGUCUAUCAUCUUGCGAUCAGAUCAUUGGCGGAAACACUUGCAUCCUCAAGACGUCAGAGAUGUCGCCGAAAACGCAGUUGACGCUCGCGCAGCUCAUGCACGACGCCGGUCUUCCGGCCGGUGGUGAGAAUUCCUCCCAGUUUUGAAGAGAAGCAUACUCUUGCGUGAUCUGACUGGUUGUCCAUUUCACUUUCGUCCUAGUGUUGAACGUCGUUCACGUCGCUCCCAAGGAUGCUCCCGCUGUCUGUGAAGCUAUCAUCGCGUAUGACGCCGUGGGCAAAAUCAAGUAAGCCGAAUUGCCGACGGGCCUGCUUCGUCGGUGCGACUGACUUAACAAUUUCUUACCAGCUUCACCGGUUCAACUCGCGUCGGCUCCAUCAUCGCCUCUAUCGCUGGCAAGCACAUCAAGGUAGGUCCUUGGCCGCGCUCCAACCUGCAUUCUUUUGGUGCUCUUGUAAAUGACGUUUGCUCGCCUUAUCGAACCUCAGCCUCUGGUCCUCGAGUUGGGUGGUAAGGCUCCUGCUAUCGUCUGCCACGAUGCGGAUCUCAGCAAGUGAGCAAACAAUUUGAACGAUUUCGGUUCAUCGUGAGCUCAACGCUGACAGCUCGCGAUUCUUGACUCCUCAGCGCUUGCCAAGCCAUCGCGUUCGGCGGGUGGAUGAACUCGUGAGUGCACAUGUAACUAGACGGUGACCGCGCACUUAAAAGAUCAAUGUUGACAUCGGUAAUUUCAUAUAGCGGUCAAGUCUGCAUGGCGACGCAAACCGUCAUCGCACACGAAUCGAUCGCCGAGAAACUUGUCGGUCUCCUCAACGAACACGUCAAGAAUGUCUCCGCCGCCGGCGAAGGAGCCCCUCUCCGUGGCUUGUUCACCCAAGCUUCGGCCGAACGAGCGAAGGGUAUCGUUGAUGAUGCGUUGGGAAAGGGAGCGAAAGUCGCUGCGGGGGAGUGGAAGGUGGAGGACAAUUUGGUGCAGCCGAUCUUGUUGCAGGGCGUGACGCCCAAGAUGCGUGAGUGGGAGGUUGGAAUACGCUCGAUCGAACUUCGGCUGGCCGCAACUGAACUCCUGAAAACGCAGAAAUCUACAAAACCGAGAUGUUCGCACCUAUCUUCUCGAUCGUCACAGUAAGUGACAUACGUGCUUUUUCACCACCAAGCAAAUUUUGUAACAGAAGUUGAUCUAACAAUGCUCACAGUUCAAGGACGAGGAGGAAGCGAUCCGUAUCGCCAAUGACCACGAGUAUGGAUUGUCCGCUUCGGUCUUCACGACCGAUGUCGCACGAGGCAUGAAGUUGGCCGAAGAAAUUGAUUCGGGUGCUGUACACAUCAAUGGCGCUUCGGUGAGUACUAUUGUCGUGCCGGACAGCGGUCCGAGCGAGGCGGUGAGAGGUGCGACACCGAUCGCUGACGGGUUUGGUUUGGUAUGGCAGGUGCAUGAUUCGGCAGCGCAUCCCCAUGGUGGGUGGAAGAAGAGUGGCUACGGACGGUGAGUUGUGACAUCAGUUCAACAAAGUAGAUCAAUGAACUUUCGUGUUGAUCCGCGCGAGUUCGAUCCUCUCGUCUCCUAGAUUCAACGGCAUCGAAGGCAUCCGCGAGUUCAUGCAGUUCAAGACCAUCACCGUCAACGAACCGCACCCUUAUCCUGGAUUCUUAUUUAUGUAA